Molecule: messenger RNA, 2440 nt
Organism: Blastomyces gilchristii SLH14081
Lineage: Eukaryota; Fungi; Ascomycota; Eurotiomycetes; Onygenales; Ajellomycetaceae
Exons: 2
Coding region: 1380-1763 (127 amino acids)
Source: RefSeq, a predicted model, not a curated record
UGCAUUGCUUAAAGCAGUCAUUGCUUCAAAUAUUGCUGGGGGCUUUGGAGCUACUGGGAUUCACGCCUACAAUCUCCAACAUGUUUUGAAGAGACUUCAAAAACAGCCUUUUACACCACCCGAACAGGCUGCUAUUGUGAUGGAACGGUCUAAUAAGAGAUGAACUGCAUAUUAUAUUGUCCCUAGUACGAGAAUACAAAGCUGGAGAAAGGAAAGAAAGAAGUAAACAAACCAGCUACCUAACACAUCUAUAUCAUCCUGUCAGGCGAAUCCCGUUGCCCUACUACUUAGCCCUAACGACCCGAUUGGGACAGGGUCCGAAUCCGCGCCGUCACAGCUAUAGCAUCUUAUACACCGAUCUCAAUUAGGGAAUUGAGCAGGUAGUAUAAAAGGGCUAGACGCCAGCAGAUUAGUGUUCUUGAAGGGUUGGAUAGGCUUCAAUAUGAGAACAAGAAAGCUUCAACAACGCGAAAAUCGUAUGUUACGCGAAGGUCUACAGAUUAAAGGGGUGCGAAGCAGGCGGAGCAAGCCCUGGAUGAUCCAAUUUUGGCAAACAGUCAGGGGUGCCAGACUCCACUGUUCGACUUUCUCCUGAAAAUCCAGUCAAGACCCGUAGAGAUCACUCUCGCGCUGCGUCGCUGCCAAUCACGCGGCCAGUAAAAGUAGGACGUUAGAAAGGAAGGAAUAAUCCUUGCAAGCCGCUGUAGAGGAUGUCACAAUACCGUUUUAUCAGGCAAACCGGAUCGCCUUGUUCCGUUUGGCCGUGGGGUCGUUGCAAAUCCAAAGCCACAGCCAUGGUUUCAGGACGUAUCGGGGAAUGGGACAGGGAGACCCAGAUGAUGCAUCUUUUUCCUACCCAGCUUGCCUUUAGGAGGAGGCGCCAACAGCCCAUCCCAGCCGAGGCUUAGCGAUACCUCGGCCGGUUGGCCAACUCAGAAACUGAAGUGCGUCUAUUAGGCCACCCACCCUAAGAUGAAUACACCACACCAGCUGACGAGACGCCAGCGAAAUGAUUGAGGCGAGGGUGGUGUGCCAGGCAAACCAUCGACUGUCUAGACUAGAACCAAGAAUGGAGAGCGUCCACGCCGUGGAUGCAGGCUAAGAAAACAUGCUGAAACAAGCCCGAAUCCAGUGAUCCGGCUAUGCCGCCGUCCGCGUAAUUUGUGGCCCGCUCCUCUGCAAGGGGCUGGCAGAAUGGGAAAGGGGAAAGGUAGAGAAAGGCCCUGGGCGUCGCAAUCAUCGUCUCUCUCACAGAGCUAGUCCCUUGAACGAGUGUGGGCUGGCGAGGUUGAGUGCGGAGCCAUAGCGUCCAGCAUGACAGGACGGGCGCGGGUAAGCAGUCCAAGGUGAACGCGCGAGCAUGAGUGAAAGGAAAGCAGAUGGAGGCUGCGUGUCGAGCGGCUGGCGGCGGAACUUUCCAUGCCAGGUCUAGCGCAGAGCACCACACCCGAUCGGGCGGCGCUAAACCGCAACAGGAAGGUCACCCCAAACGGCGGCGCGCUGGCAAAUGCGAAGCGUGUGUUCACGAGUUAACGUUAGUUAAUAAUGAAAAGCCAAGGCGAGAAUCUUCCCACGUUGGGCGCGUGCAAGCCUCAAUAUUUCUCUUGACGCGAAACCCAGCCGACGGGAGUGGAUGGGAUUUCGACCCUUCCCAAUGGAUUACCCAGAGACACAAUAUGGACACCCAAUGGAUUCUGGCAUUGAAUGGCUUGAAGAACAGGGCAAUCCCUGAGCUUCCUCUGCCCAGAGCAUGCCUAGAGUAGGCUCAACUCCCCAUGAAGAUUUAAAACCAUUCCGCUUCAGGUACCUAACCCAAACCAAGCCUCGGAAACUUUUCUUGCUUUGAUUUAUUCUCUUGCCGUUGAGACUUCUGCAAGAAGUAACUUGGUCUAUGCGAGGCGGUCUCCCAAACCAUUUGUUUACAGAAUGGUGUAUCUGGUUUUAUACCUUUUCGCGCAUCCAGGCCUAGGACCUGUUUCAAGCAUUCCCUUAGCAUCUUCAGACAAAAGAUCAAAGCUUCUCCGUUACCUGAUCUUCGAGACUUCAUUAAAGCAAAAUGCAAAAUGCGGACUCCUCGCCUCACUCCUAUCAAAGUCAAGCACCAUGUAGCUUUCGCUUUGAUGGUGUCUAGUCAAAGAUAGAAUCAGGCAUGCUUGAGUGUUCAUUCAAUCAUCACUAUAAACUCCCAGGCUCUUUUCCCCACUUCACACCUCUGAGGAGAAGCUAUAUAGAGCAGUGCACCCUGCGUGACAGCUUUUUUCCUUUAAUUUUUGAAUUCCCUCUUCCAUGCCCUUCAGUAUGGAUAGCAAGACAUAGAGUAGAGCAGUUCUUGUAGAACUGCUCCAUUCCUCCAUACCUCUCAUCCCCUUGUUAUUCCUUUUUGUCUCUGCUUGCCUUCAAAAAUAUCCGCCAAGCGCAACGCGACUCCUGAAGCAUUGGC